AUGAGCCUUCACACCAUUACCAUCGACCACGCCGCACGUCGCAUCCCUAAACCCUUCUCCCAAAUCUUUCUCCUUCUCGAAUUCCCCACGGAACCUAAGACUAAGGCUUCUACAGGCCAGCUCCGAGUCGCUGGCUCAAACCUGGCUCUGGGAAGAAAGGGCCCCGAUACACCUCCACUUAAGAGCCUCGCAGGAUUUACGAUGGGUGUAUCUUCCAGAAAAUCUCUUCCACUUCCUGCCCCUACCGAAACCGAGACUAAUACCACGCCCACCGAACUCACCGAAACGGAGGACGUGGUGAAUCCCGGCGACGAGAAGUCAUCCUACUCUAUUCCUGAAGACGGAACUCCCGUCACCAUUGCUACCCGUGGACACAAAGCCAGCAAGUCUCAGACCUCCUUGCUCAUCGAAUACUUCGAAGGCGGCAAAUCUACCGUUGGUUCAACAGGCGAACGACGCCCCAGCGUUCGUGUUCGUUUGACACCAUCAAAAAGAGGUCGCGCCGACCAUCACAUCCAAGUCACAGAAACAAAAGGCGCUCGUAACACAUCUGUGACUCGACGAAUACCCCUAGGUGACUCUGAACUCUACGACGGAGACGACGGCGACAGUAUGACAUCGUACGCCUCUGCCACCGAGGAGUCGAACGUUUCGAGAAAUCCCAUCGAUAUUGAGAUUGAUCGCAGCAGCCAUAGACGUCGACGACCGGCCAGUCCACUGAUUCCCUCAGAGACUUACAACGUCAACGCCUCAGAUAUCUCCGCUAUUCCAUCCGAUAGCUUCCUUGACGGCCCAGGUAACACCACUGACGCCAAGGUAGACAGCCCAACAGAAACCCGAGAUAUGGCUGCAGCUGUUGGCAUUGGUGCACUUGCAGGUGCUGCCGCGGAGGAGGUGAGGAAUCGCAAGAGCCGAACCAGAGACCGGUCAAAAGUGUCGGAGACAAAAUCGUCAAGAGAUAAGUCGACCGUGGAUAGAAAGCGUCGGCCAAAGAGCAGGACCAGCAGCGUUUCUGAGCGGACGGAGGAGCCUAUUAAAACACAUCGCCGUCGCUCGAGCAGAAGCCAACAGGAAUCUAAUGUGUCAGGACUUGACUCGAAUGUCUCAGCAUCUCAUCUGGCUCCCAGCCAUCGCACCCACGCAACACAUUCCUCACGAUCAGAUGUCUCCAAAUCGUCAAUAAACAACCCCAAGCUGCUGGAGACCGUCGAAGACGCCAUUCGCCGCCUAAUAUUACCCGAGCUUAAUGCUCUCAAGCGAGAGAGUAGUAAGAGGGAGGGCCGCCGCGAUUCUUUCUCAUCCGCCACAUCAGUAUCGAAGGAUGAGUUGACCCCCGACCGCCGGCGGUCGUCAGGUCAACGGAGUGAAACAAAGGAUCGGCGCAAUAGAGAGGCUCGUCACGUCCUUGAAGCCAACUCUGAUUUGAGCCAAGAUUCUGUGGAAGACGAGUACAAAUACGAGAAUGAGCCAUUUACGCCUAAGCGAAACGGCGGCGAUGCGCUCAAAGCUGCCGCAGCUGGUGCUGCUGCUGCUGGUAUCGCCUCAUCGCUUCUAUCCGACAGUACCCAAGGUGAUCGAAAGCCAAGGGAAAGACGACGCCGAAGAGCCGAAUCUGCUCACAGUCGUGCUAUGAGUCGUGACCCAUACGCUGACCAGUACGAUGACGACCGUAUGGUUCCCCAACCCCCAAUGCCUCUCAUGAGUGAAAUCAACCCUUCAGAGAUGACAAGGACUUCCAUUCGAUCUGCCGAUGAUGACAGACCUCAUUCGGCUAGCGAGGAGAUCACACCCGUCAAGAACAUUCCUGGCGGGUAUGUCUCCGGAGCCUCAACACCCACACCAUCAGCUACCCCCUCAAAUCUUGGGAACACACUAUCUACUCAGCACGCCAACGUUUCUCAUGGUGACUUGACUGCUCUACCACGUGGUCAGAAGGACUACGUGGAAGAGUAUGAAACAGACGAGUACGGCCAGAAACAUCCUCUCGAGCGCCAUCAGUAUGACGAUGAGGAUGACGUUUCUGAGAAUGAUUAUCCCGAGGGCGGAUAUGAUAACUCCUAUUUCGCUACUCAGGAUGUGCCUCCUCCUCUGAAGUAUGUCCCUUACCAGGCAGGUGCCCGAGGCCUCAGCCCGAUUCCUAGCGUCUCCGGUUACACAGAGGGUGGAAGCGAGUAUCAUCCUCGCAACUCAAGGAGCAUACACUCUACGAGCGAUGCUUACUAUGAGCAGUCCGAGAAUCAUCAUGCCAAUCACUCUACAUCUUCGUUGAACUCCCUUCAACAAAGAGAACUUGACCAGAUGUCGCCUCAAAGCUCUGGUAUGGAUUACCGCCACACCAACUAUACCGACGAUAGCGAGCUGGAGAAGGUUACUUCAGGACAAGCCGUCCGGGGCAUCGCUGCUAACCCUAAUGUUGUUCACCCUCCUAUGGGCCCCGAAUCAGCGGUUGCUUCCCUAGUGGAGGGCUCAAUGAUCGACCAGUCCAUGCUGAGUGCUUCUUACAACGACUACCACGGCCCCCGUGACUCAACACUUUCUUAUGAUGAUCAGUCAAGAACCUACAGCAGCCGUGGUGCAAGCCCAGAGAAGCAGUACCUUGAUGGCAGCGAGCUGGAACCUGAGAGGCACGCUUCACCUAGUGCUAGGUCAAACAACAAGUCGCAAGAGUUCUCUGAAUAUGAUCUGGAUGAGCAUGGCCGCAAAGUGCCUCGAACACGAUCGCCCACUGCUUCUGAAGUGGCUAUUGCUACCGGCGCUGUUGCUGCUCUCAAGGCCGCGCAGGGCAAGAAGCAAGCAGUCACAGAGGAGGAACCCGAGGAAUACCAAGGCGCUGGCGUCUUCCGAAACAAGUCUUUCAAGGAGCGCACCUUGGAGGGUCAUGAGCCUCGCAACACUCCCGCUCAUAGCAUCGACCGCCUCUCUUACGACGAGUCACCCAAAUUGGCCGCUACUGGUAUGCCUGACUUCCACAACCCCAUGCCUGAGUUUGGCUACAUGGAUGACGAUGCUUUGACCAACCCAUCCGUCGUGCAAGAGCGUCUCGAUGGAGAGCACCGCGAUGAUGUUUCCGAUGGCCGAGUAACACCCACUCCUCGAAGCAUUGCCGAACAGCGUGCCGAGAGUGCUGCCAGCAGCCAUGGACCUGGUGCUCAAGACCAAGAUGAGUGGCAACGUACUUCCGACGACCGUAAGCGAGAUACCCUUGUCACCAACCCAUACGAGGAUACCAGCCCGGUUGCCAACCCUGCCCUCAACGAUAACCUUCUGGGCACUCGCGGCUAUGGAGCCCCAUACCACACCGGAAGCCCUGGCUUUGGUCCCAAGUAUGAUGAAGGUUACAUGUCCAAUGGCAACAACCGAACCCCCGACCUUCAGUCCAAGGGUCAACCUCUUCAACUGUCUUUGCCUGGGUCUCCUAACGCCGCUGGCCAGGAUCCCUUCUACGCCCCCAAGGAUGCUCGCCAUAUGAGCGGUAUGUCUCAAGGCAUGGCCUCACCCUUCUACGAUGCGUCUACUGGUCAAGGAAUCGACCGCAUCGAGAACAAGGACAUUGUUGCUCUCAUGCAGCAUCUCAUGGUCCGGGAUGCUCAACGCAGUGCCCGCGACACGGAGAUUGUUGCACUGCUCAUGAACUCAGCUUUGGAGAUGCGAACCUCCAUGAACGAGCUUAGAACCCUCGUUCAGGACACUAGCGACGACGUCAUCUUUGCUGGUGUCGAGAACACUGAAAAGCUUCAGAAGGCUAUCAACGGCCCUCGCCCCUACCCAGGAGCCCGAUCAAUCCAGAGCAUGUCCCAGGUUGACACCUUGAAUGAGGCCGCUGCCAAGAAGAACCUUUUCAAGCGAGCGUUCCAGGGUCUGAGCAACAAGGGAACCAGCGACUUUAAGCGUAUUGAGGAGAUUCUCAUGCAGAUUCUUGGUGAUGUCGACGAUCUGAAGGGACAAUCAGCUGUCCCCGCAGCUUCUACUAGCGGUGGACGUGGUUCCUCUUUCGACAACUUGCAGCCUGAGGGACAGUUUGAGCAGGAUCGAGGCUAUGAGCCCGAAGGCAACUCGACAAUUACCCCUAGCCAGUCGGGACACUUCUCUCUUUCCCAUUCGCGAUCUCGUCUCGCCAAUGAGCGUAGAUACUCCGACAACCGCAUUAGCACCGUCGCCGAGCAUGAGGAUGAAUAUGAGCAUGAUCAUCCCAGCCCAUCUGGAGAGCGAAGUAACCCCAACAUGUUGACUCCCGACCGAACAGGCAUCCAACGUGGCAGCUCUGUUCCUCUCGACACCCCUCCUCAACCCUCAGGUGUUACUCAGCCCAUGAGCAACGAAAAUACUCCUCGCACAACAGAAAAGAAGAAGAAGCACAAAUCUGGCCUUUCUGGUUGGUUCCCCAAGAUCUCCAGAUGGUCUGGAACGACAGCCUCUAGCGCAGGCAACGGCAAGAAGGAGCCCAAGUACGACGAUUACCCUCCUUCUCGCUCUGGUUCCAGCCAGGGCUCUUACAACGAUGGAGAUUACAGCCAUGCUCCUUAUGGCGACGAUCAGCUCCCUGCUGGAUUCCCACAGCAGGAGCUCCCCUCGGCACCCGAUGCUGCCAUGCCAGCGCCUGUUCGUCGUGAAAUCACCCACACUCCUGGUGACGCACCCAAGUACAAGGUUCACAGAAACUCGCUGAAUCUUCAACACCCCCAGCCUAGACAGGGCGCAACGGAGCGCUUCCGCAACGCUCUUGAGUUCUCUGCCCAAGAAUACAAUGUUCCAAUGACGCCUCGGUCGGCAGACUGGGGUGGCUCAGUAUCCAGCUUCAACCAGAUGGGUCAGAACACCAACCGAUACAGCCAAGCAUCCUCAACAGGUGCUCCUCAGGAUCCAUCCUACUGGACCACAUCCCCUCCUGGCCCUCCUCGACCCCCCAAGGAGCCUAUCGAGCCUACAGGCAGCCCCUCGGCUAUGUCUCCCCAAAGGAGCAGCCGCAUCUCCAAGUUGGCUAAGGGUAGCCCUGCGCCACACCCAAGUGACGAGAGCGGAUAUGCGACCAUGAGUGGUACUCAUGUCAGCCACUACUCAAGCAGCCCUAAGCCUGAGAACCGUAACUUGAACACUGCUUUGGGUGUCCCUACUCGACGACCCAGUGGGCCACGAGCCAUGACCCCAAAGAGUCCCGAGGACGAAUCUCGCCGACGCAAGCGAGACACAUUUGGUAGUGUUGCCUCCCAUAACACGGACGACACGGAUACCUUUUAG
Fusarium sp. VM40 is the source of this 5235-nucleotide messenger RNA. Lineage: Eukaryota; Fungi; Ascomycota; Sordariomycetes; Hypocreales; Nectriaceae. The record is from the annotation of a GenBank genome assembly.